This is a messenger RNA of Thunnus maccoyii (southern bluefin tuna), 5029 nucleotides long. RefSeq names its product KIAA0513 ortholog. NCBI's taxonomy places the organism in Eukaryota, Metazoa, Chordata, Actinopteri, Scombriformes, Scombridae. The record is from RefSeq and is a predicted model, not a curated record. The coding region runs from base 276 to 1559 and encodes 427 amino acids. The transcript has 12 exons.
GGGCUAGAGACUCGACCAAAAACGUACGACGCACGACCAGCGGUGAGCAGCAGCACAGGACCUCUCAUAUGCAUUGGGUUUGUGAGUUUACUUGAUGUCAGCACCCCCAGAGGGUGGGAGGGUCUGCAAAAUCAGAACCCACUAACAACAGCAACCUCUGUUGAAAACUUCAACUAUCACCCGUCUCUGUGACCACCCUCAUGUUCCCGCAGAGCACCAAAUAGUUCAUUCUAAAACCACUGUCGGAGAGCUAAAAGGAAGGAUUUAUUUCCAACAUGGAGGGUGUAGCAGUGGACAACCUCAUAGACUUUGACCUGCCCUCAGACGCCACAGCUCAUAGUGUGGAUGGAGGCCAACACCAGGACCAUACAGACAUUUUCUCCCCAGAGCCUGUGUCCUCCAUGGGAGUUCAACAGCAGCCCCUACUGCCGGAGCCCAUGGCACCCACCAAGUCCAGCUCACACCACCACCACCACCACCACCACAACCAUCACCAAGAUGAGGGCGAAAACGAGAGUGACGCUACAGAGUCGGCAGACAGCGAGAACGACAUGGACCCGCCCUCUCAUACGUGGGAGCUGAGACGGUCAUCAUCCUCGUCCGCUCACAGCGGGGAGGAAGCUGAUGCUGAGACAGUGGAGAGGAGGCAGUUCAUGAAGGCUUAUGUGGAGAAAGUGUUUCAUGGAAAGGAGGACUUUGACCAGGAAGAGAAGGCUCGUUUUGGAGAGCUGUGCAGUGGAGAGAAUGGCAAAGGCAGGGAGUGGUUUGCCAAAUAUGUCAGCGCACAGCGCUGCCACUCUAAAUGUGUGAGUGAAGCUACCUUCUACAGACUGGUGCAGUCUUUUGCAGUCGUGCUGUUUGAAUGUUACCAGAUGGAUGACUACAGCCCAGCCAAAAAUCUCAUGACUAUGUGUUUCACAUACUAUUAUGUUGGAAAGUCGCAGCCGUCUCCCUCAGAGCUUCUGGAUCGUGGUGGUCCUCCAGCUGCUCUGGACUCAUACCUGAACAAGGCCAACUCCUGGCUGUCUGGGAAGAAGGAUGCUGCUGAGCGCCUCCUUAAAAACACAUCCAAGACUGAUGUCAAGGGCUUCUUUGGAGGCCUAGAGAGCAAGCUGAGGAGCUCAAUGGCGACAAAGACAGAGGAUGGAGAAAGCCCAGUUGAGACAAAGUCCAAAUCACCAGUGUCUGAGGCUGCAGAGGAAAAGAAAGGGGAAAAGGUGUACCUGUACACCCACCUGAAGCAACAACCCAUCUGGCAUACACUACGAUUUUGGAACGCUGCAUUCUUUGAUGCCGUCCAUUGUGAGAGGAAGAAAAGGUCACCAACCACAAGGGAGAAGUGGUGUCAUAUGACCCAGGAGGAGAGGGACGACAGCUCCAAAAUCGAUGAGAACAUCGCCUUCGGCCAACUGGGGACAUUCACUCAUAAUAUGCUGGCAUUUGGGCUCAGUAAGAAGCUCUGCAAUGAUUUCCUGAAGAAGCAGGCUGUCAUUGGGAACCUGAAUGAAGAGCAGUACAAGUUGCUGAGUGACCACAUAGAGAAAAUGGCGACAGAGUGAGUUUGAGGACGUCAGGCUGCAUUUCAAAGUCUCCACAUGACAGACUGACAGCCCACACAUCAGCAGUUUCUUUUCAACUCAACAUCACAGUGACCAAGUCUGCAUUUGACUGUUGUCGCAUUCGUGUGGUGCACUGCUGAAAAACACCAUGACUUACUGUAGUGAACUGUGCCGUAGUUGUAGCAAACCCUGUUUAUCCAACUUGGUAGUGCUCCUCUGCGCCCUAUCUUGUAUCCUAUAACGCCUCUGUCCGUGACAUGCUUCACAAAAACCAGAAGCAUUCAGUGAAGCCAUCCAGUAUAAAACCUAACUAGCCUCAGUAUGGUGUUAGACACUCUGGAUUUACACGUUUUAUUCAGUGUUUCCUUGGUAACCAUAUUUAUUACAUGUUAGUGUAACACAUCUGACAGCAUCUGUUCAAACACUUUACUAAGUAUCAUCUGGCUUUGUUACAGUUUGUAUAAAUGUCUAUAUAUACAGUUCACAGCAGACUUGGGUAUAAUGAUAUAUGGCAAUAACUCAUAGUAUUUGAAUAUGCUGUUCAGGUGACAUUGGAUUAGUUUUUAAUCAGAAAGCGAUCACCGAAUACUCUCUUAUGCUCAUCUGUGCUUUCGGUAACACUGUAGUAUCUUAGUUGGCAAUACAAACCAAGAAUACAGCUUUAACAGCAUGUAACAAAUAACUCUCUCUUUUUCUUUCUUUCUUUUUUUCUUUCUUUCUUUCUUCCAUUUAAAAUGGCAGAACCAAUGUCUUUCCAUGCCUUCUCUCAAAGAAACAGUUGGACAUUUUACCAAAUAUGCUAAUUUUCUUUCUUGCCCGGAGUUAGACAAGAAGAUUGAUGCUCUGGUUGAAUGGUUGAAUCCCAGGGAUAACCACAAUUUGUCAUUUUUACACUUUGAUUUCUGUAUAAAUAAACAAACAAGCUGUAACGUGUUAAUUAGUGAGCUUUAGAAGUGUUUGUAGAUGGACAUUUUACCUUUUGGAAAGAGCCUUGUGUCCAGUCUUCUUCAUGCUAAGCUAACCAUCUCCUGAUUCAUAUUUAUCAGACAGACAGAAGAGUGGUAUCAAUCUUCUCGUCUAACUCUCAGCAAGGUAGCGAUGAAGUGUAUCUCCCAAAAUGUACAACUAUUCCUUAAAGUCUUCCUUACUGUUACUACUUAUUUCAGUCCUGUUUUUGCCACUUUUAUUCUGGCGCACAUUUACAAUCUAAAAGUAUUAAUUUUAUAUAUUUUUUAUUAGAAACUUUAUUAUACCCACGGGAACUCUCUAUCUAUCCAAAGUGCCUUCCAUGGAGGUGAACUUCCCUGUCUUUAUCCUCUAAUGCUACUCCUGAUUGCCCUACCAAACACUAACGCAGAGCCAGCAAUGAUCACUCCUACUGAUUUCCUACUGAUAAACAACUUCUGCAUGCAUAUCAAAUUCUGUAUGUUGCUAUCUGUGUUUUCAGUAAUGGAUUUAGUAUAGGAGUUUAUUUUCAUCUAAUGGGUCUGUGGAGCCAGCAGCAUGGCUAAGCAUGUCGCUUGGGUGGAAGAUUGGUCCACCUUACACAUACUGCUGCAUGUAUAUCUAUCGAGCAUGUGCAAACAACAUCCAGAAAAUGUAAAAUGAGUGACUGAACUGUGUGGUGACGUUCCCUAAUUGUAUUACUUUACCCUACCACAGCGGGGUAGCAUUGUGUUUUCAUUGGAAGCACUUCUCAAUGAGAGGCUCCUGAUUACAAAACAUACUCAGUUGUGCCAAGAAUAUAUCAAUGUGUGUUUUAAAUGAAGAAGUAUGGUUAUCUACAUUUGAAUGCCAGGAUGAUUGCCUUUCUGGCAGGUUGGAAUCCAUUUCAGAUUGAUAAUCUGUUUUAAUCUAUUGUGUUGAUGAAGUCAUUUUGGAAAUACUGUACAUAUUUACCUCUAUAUGUUGUAAUACUUGAUCAUGUGCUGCUGUUUGUGGGUCUUUACCUGUAAAUGUAUCAACAAUAAAUGUAAUAGUUGUGAUCCAUAAGGAAUAUAAAUGUUUAACUAUGAUUAUGAUCCUGAAGUGCCCUCAUACAUCCCAUCUUUGAUUGGUGUGGUCAUUUGAAGUGUUUGCAUAUAGUGUGCAUAGGUAAAUGUGAAUCAUUCCUUUAGAGUGACAUGUCUUGGGCUACAUCUUAGAAAUCAUAUAGAAUACCUAGCAGCCCAUUGUCCACUUUACACUAUGUUAAUUGACCCUGUUCAUUCUCCUAAGUGUCCCUUGCAUGUGCUCAAACUUGUAAACAUAUUCUGAGGUUAUGUGCCGAACGGCUAAACAGCUUUGAUUCAUAAUGUAACCUUUGACUGGACCAUGUUGAAACUUUAAUGCUCUGUACACCCCUCUUGCUUUCUCCGAAAAAUCACAUCCAUCUGUUGUUCAAAUGAUUGAAGUAUUUCCCUGUAUAUUGUACCUGUUAGCUCAGCAUGAGCCUUUGCACUACAUUUAGUCUCAACAUUUUGGAUCCCCACCUUUCCUUGAAUAAUAUUACAAUGAUGCCUUUUAUAGUUGUUCUGCAUGGCUGGUGCACGCCUCUGUCUCUACAUCAAACAUGUGAAAUGUUGACAGUAAUUUGUCUUUAGUUAUAGGGAUAGCAAAACUAUUUUCAUGUUGACUUUGUGUAAACGACCAAAUGAAAUUUAUCAUUAAAGGAGUACAUUAUUUUUGCGGGAUUGUCUUGUGAGUUAAGUUAACUGUGUGUGGUGAUGAGAAUACUCUCCAAAUCCAUGUGUUCCCAGUAGGUGAUUGGUUUUGGGGCUCCAUGCAAACCUUUUAGCAUAUUUGGCAUUGGGUGACUGCAGCCUACCAGAAUUAUUCACAGUAAGGUUAGCAUAAUAAAAACUACUGACUAUUGUACUAGUACAUAUCCUAUAAAAAACUGCAAUACUUAUAUGUAUAAAAACCUGCUAACAUGUUAGCUUAUCAUCCUAGAAUUGGUAGCCAACAGCCCCAUGACAAAAUGUAAUGCUAUAAAUAAAUGUGCUUUAUUGUAAAAUUGACAUGUUGCAACUGAAAACAUGCUAACUCUCUUUGGUCUGUGAUGGGCCUGGUUUAGCUGCUGCGACUGUUACUGUUGGAAUUUCCAAACAUUUUAUGUGAUGGUUGUGACACCACAAACCGCAGCUAAAUGUUGCCUGACUAGCAACUGAGAACAAAGGAUGGAUUAGGAAAUCAACGGUCAUACAGAAUUUAGCCUGUGUACUAAAACGUUAACUAACAUGCAUACUGGGAACACAAGGUUAAUAUCAAUGUGUAUAUUCUCAUUACGAAAGAGCUGACUAACAAAAACAGAGGGACUUUAAACAAGACAGCUUCCUUGUUAUCUGUUGUAUACAGACACCUCUGAACAUGUGUCUUACAGAGAUUUUUGCUGUUUUAUUGUGCUAUGCUAACGUUUGCAUGAAUAUGUUAUAAUGUCAUAAUGUUGAAUCAAGUUGCUGAAACUGUAAUAAAUUUAUUUUUUCUGUGAA